AUGUCAGUGACCGCUCACCAGGCAAAAAGUGACAAGCUCACCCUCUAUGCAUUCACUGGCUCGCAGUGGGCCUAUGUGCCUCUGAUGGGUCUUCGUGAAAAUGGCUAUGGGCCUGACGAGUAUGAGAUUGUCGAGAUUGACCUUGUGACAGCACAGAACUUCAAACCGGACUACCUACAGAUCAACCCAAAUGGCACGGUCCCUUCGCUGAUUGCACCAUCCCUUGCGAAGCCGCUGGUCGACAGCGUCGAGAUCCUCGAAUACCUCGAUCGAUCCCGCCCGGACACAACCUCGUUGACACCAGGUGAUUCCUCUGGCAGGGAACGUGUACGGGAACUGAUCGAGCUUGUUCACUCCGCCCAGGUGGACACUAAUAUAAUUCUACUGCAGGGACGCAGCCAGGACGAGCUAGAAGAAAAGAAGAAGUGCCCGUGGAUGACAUUCCUCUCCAACCGUCAGGCGGUGCUGGAAAAGUACCGCGCCGAAGAUUUUUCUCAUCCAUUAUAUGAGCGCAAAGCAGCGGAGAAUGGAGCGCUUCUUCGGCUAUAUACUACUGGCCCGUCCCAAGAGCAUAAUGAGUUCUUCGAACGCACACAAUCCCAGUACCGCGAUUUUGCAGCAGGUCUCGAUCAUCUCGACUCGUUACUCGUACUCCCGUAUGCGGCGGGCUCUUCGGUUACUGUAGCUGACUUGCAUAUUGUGCCCUGGCUGGCGCAUGCAAUGUGGGGAGCGGGAGGGCACGAGGUUGACGACUUUGAGUCCCUGGAGAUGUUGAUCCAGCAUUCUGUGCCUGGGUUCCGGAUUGGCGAGAGGAUCAAAGAGUGGUGGGCGAAUAUGAGCAAGAGGGAGUCUUUCAAGCAGUGCUAUCCUGCUCUCCACUGA
Aspergillus calidoustus is the source of this 882-nucleotide messenger RNA. The record is from the annotation of a GenBank genome assembly. Lineage: Eukaryota; Fungi; Ascomycota; Eurotiomycetes; Eurotiales; Aspergillaceae.